This is a messenger RNA of Westerdykella ornata, 2434 nucleotides long. RefSeq lists its product as uncharacterized. The record is from RefSeq and is a predicted model, not a curated record. Gene Ontology annotation, biological process: maturation of SSU-rRNA from tricistronic rRNA transcript (SSU-rRNA, 5.8S rRNA, LSU-rRNA). The coding region runs from base 75 to 2363 and encodes 762 amino acids. Gene Ontology annotation, cellular component: 90S preribosome; small-subunit processome; nucleolus. Lineage: Eukaryota; Fungi; Ascomycota; Dothideomycetes; Pleosporales; Sporormiaceae. The transcript is spliced from 2 exons. Gene Ontology annotation, molecular function: protein binding.
CAACUUUUUUAUGUGCAGGUGGCCAACCUAGUAGAAUACAUACUCCGUACAUCUCGACUGGUGCUCCCGCCGCCAUGAAGGUCACCAACGCCGAUGUGCCCGUCUACACGGUCGCAGGCUCCGACACCGCCCGUCCGCUCCCAGAAUGGCUGAUCCGCAAGAGAAAGCGCAGCUUGAAGCAGGAUCCCGAAUUUGCGAACCGCGUCGAGCUGCUGCAGGACUUUGGCUUCGAGGAGGCCAGCCAGUGCGUGCGUGUGAGCGAGGAUGGCGACUGGGUCAUGAGCACAGGAACAUACAAACCCCAAAUCCACACGCACUACCUCCCCCACCUCUCGCUCUCCUUCGCCCGCCACACCAACUGCCUCAACCAAACCUUCGAGCUCCUCUCCUCCGACUACUCCAAAUCCAUCCACCUCCAAACCGACCGCUUCAUUGAGUUCCACACCGCCGGCGGCCUGCACUACAGCACGCGCAUCCCCCGCUUCGGUCGAGAUCUCCUCUACGACAGACAGUCCGCUGAAGCUUUGAUCCCCUCUGUCGGCGUCAACGCAGACGGCAACGGCGAAGUCUUCCGCCUCAACCUCGAAGUCGGCCGCUUCAUGCGCGGCUACGAAGUCGACGUCGGAGGCGACGACCUGACGACCGUAGGCGGCGGCGCCCUCCAGGGCGGCAUCAAUGCAGGGAGCGUGAACACGGGCUCCAUAGCAGAGGAAUCGCACAAUCUACUCGCCUUCGGCACCUCCUUGGGCACCGUCGAAUUCUGGGACUCGCGGUCACGGAACCGCGUGGGGAUUCUGUCGGCACCGCAAGAUGCGUUUGAAGGGCAUGCGGAAAUCACGGCUCUCCAAUUCCACCGUUCGGGCCUGGAACUCGCCACGGGCAACUCCAACGGCUUGAUUCACCUCUACGAUCUCCGGUCUCCUGUACCUCUCCACAGGAAGGACCAGGGCUACGGCCUCCCCAUCAAGAAGCUCAUUUAUCUCACCCCGAGAUCGGCCUCGCGCGCCGCCACCGCAGAGCCCAAAAUCCUCUCCGCAGACAGCAAGAUGAUCAAGAUCUGGGACCCGCGGACGGGCGAUCACUGGACGGGCGUGGAGCCCGCCGUCGAUCUCAACGACGUGGUCUGGGUGCCUGACAGCGGCAUGCUGCUCACGGCCAACGAGGGGCGGAACCAACACGCGUUCUUCAUCCCGCAGCUGGGCCCGGCGCCCCGGUGGUGCGCGUUCCUGGACAACAUCGUCGAGGAGAUGGCGGAGGACAAGGACGAUCCGAAUGCGUAUGCCUUGAACCAGAACGUCGGUGCCGUUUACGAUAACUUCAAGUUCUUGACGAUGCCGCAGUUGAGGGCGCUGCAUCUGGAUCAUUUGGUGGGGCAGACGGGCUUGCUGAGGCCGUACAUGCAUGGGUUCUUUGUGGCGCAGAAGUUAUACGAGGAGGCGAGGUUGAUUGCGAAUCCCGAGGAGUGGGAGAUGCAGAGAAAGAAGUCGAUCCAGGAGAAGAUUGAGAAGGAGCGAGAGUCGAGGAUUCGUGGGGCGAAGAAGGCGAGCGUCAAGGUGAAUAGGAAGUUGGCGGAGCGGUUGAUGGAGAGGGAGGAGAAGAGGGAGAGGGCGAGGGCGAGAAGGGUGCUGGAGCAGGGCGGGGAUGAUGAUGUUGUUGCCGAGAGGCAGAGGGAGAGGGAGGCGCAGGGCCAGGAGCAGGAGGAGAAGGCGGGAGAGAAGGAGAAGACGAAUAUCCUCAGCGAUCCGCGGUUUGCGAGGAUGUUUGAGGACGAGGACUUUGAGAUUGACGAGCAGAGUCACGAGUUCCAGGCACUUAAUCCGAGCACAAAGGUUGAAGGGCAAAGGACGAAAUUGCCCAAGGGCCUCACGGCCGUGGAACAGGAGGAGCUGGAGAGUCGUCGGGGUUCCUCGAGUGAAGACGAUUCGGACGAGGAGAGCGAUGCCGGGCAGAGGAAUCGUAGAGGGAAGGGCAGGAAAGGCGCAGACGACGAUGAGGGCGAUCAGAACCGCAUUUCCACGUCGUCGUACAAGAAGACAACCAAGCAAAAGCAGAAACAGAAACCAUCAGGCCCAACGAUGGUCGUUUCGUCCUCCAACGCCAAUGAGCGGCGCAGACAGGGUAACAAGGACUCGACGUUCGGAGCGCGAGUAUCCAAGCUCUCGGGCGUGGAAAGGAGGGAUAAAGCGAGUGCGGGGAAUACGAUGGUGGUGGGCGAAAGGGAAAUCACGUUUGCGCCGCAGGGGAAUCGGAGGCCGAAGAAGGGUCAAGCAGACAAGCAAGCGGAUGGGGGAGACAGGGGGGAUAAGGGCAGAGGGUGGAAGGAGAGGAGGAGUGCGAGCGGGAAUGUUUUUAGGCGGAUGUAGGGGCGAGAGGUUGAGAUGUAUGUAGCUUGUAGUUUGUCGAGGAGAGGAAAUCCGGAAUUUGAUACCCUGCU